Messenger RNA from Knipowitschia caucasica, 459 nucleotides. NCBI's taxonomy places the organism in Eukaryota, Metazoa, Chordata, Actinopteri, Gobiiformes, Gobiidae. The record is from the annotation of a GenBank genome assembly.
AUGACGUUGCUAUGGAAACUGCUGGUCCUGCAGUCACUCGUGGGGUGCCUUGCAGAUGUGGGGGUCCUGCAGAGUCCGGUGUUCACCAAGCAGCCCGGCAGUAUCGUGUACCCGGUGGAGACUGUGGAGAAGAACCGGGAGGUGGUGUUCAGUUGUGAAGCCCAGGCCAGCCCUCCACUCAGCUACAGGUGGAAACUGAAUGCAACAGAAAUAAAACCUGGAUCUCACUACAGUCUUUCUGGAGGGAAUCUGCGAAUCAGCCACCUGAACAGGGACCAGGACGCGGGGACUUACCAGUGCCUCGCCACAAACUCCUUUGGGACCAUCGUGAGCCGAGAGGCCAGCCUAACGUUUGCAUAUUUGGAACACUUCAAGACCCAAAGAAGAAGCUCUGUGUCCGUGCGGGAAGGCCAGGGAGUGGUGCUGCUGUGUGGGCCGCCUCCUCAUUCUGGAGGUUAG